CCAGCACAGCCGCUCUCAGGCUCCCAGAAGCUUUGCAUCUGGGCCAUCUCGAGUGAAUCCUUUAGAUUCUCAGCCAAGAAUAAACCAGUGCUCAGAGCUUUUCACAGGGCCCUGGAAGCAGGCCCCAGUCUUGCUUGGGGAUUCAGUCAUGCCGUGGAAGCUUUCCACAUCCAGAGCGAGCAGGCAGUGAGCUGACUUUAUCUGACAACGAGGUCCUUUGUCCUUUCCCUGCUCGGCCCCUGAGCAGUGCAGAGCUGCAACCAGCCCCAGCUCGGAGAAGAUCCCCGCUGGGGAGCCGCUAGCUCCGAAAUGCAGAAACCCAGGAAGGUCACUCCUCAGCCAGGAGAAGAUUCUCUGAAUUGCCCUCUGCCUCCCGGCUGGCAGAGCUACAUGUCUCCCCAGGGCCACAGGUACUAUGUGAACACCUUCACCAACGAAACCACGUGGGAACGGCCGAGCAGCGUGCCUGGGACCCCCAGGAACCCCGGGAGCCAGAAGAGUGCUGUGCCUGCAGCGAAUGGAUAUCACACCCCUGUGACACCCAUGCAUCAAAUGGAGCCUGGUCAUAUGAGUCUCCGGAAACCCAGCGGGGACCCCCAGAGUCCGGGGUCCCCGCGUGUGCCCAGGAGGCUGGCCAGGGAGAGCUCGAGGACGAUAAACUGUGUGACUUUUCCCCACCCAGACACAAUGCAAGAACAGCAGUUGCUGAAACCCACUGAAUGGAGCUACUGUGAUUAUUUCUGGGCUGAUAAGAAGGAUCCGCAAGGGAACAACACAGUAUCAGGGUUUGAAAUUCUGCUCCAAAAGCAACUCAAGGGGAAACAAAUGCAAAAAGAAAUGGCAGAGUUUGUUCGAGAAAGGAUAAAGAUUGAGGAAGAAUAUGCCAAGAACUUGUCCAAACUGUCUCAGAACUCACUGGCUGCUCAAGAAGAAGGCACCUUAGGCGAGGCCUGGGCCCAGCUGAAGAAAAGUCUGGCGGAUGAGGCAGAGGUUCAUCUCAAAUUUUCCUCUAAGCUCCAGAGUGAGGUGGAGAAACCACUGCUCAACUUCAGAGAGAACUUUAAGAAAGACAUGAAGAAAUAUGACCAUCACAUCGCGGAUUUAAGGAAGCAGCUGGCUAGUCGCUACACAGCAGUAGAAAAGGCCCGGAAAGCCCUGACAGAGAGGCAGAAGGAUCUGGAAAUGAAAACCCAGCAGUUGGAGAUAAAGCUCAGCAACAAGACAGAAGAGGAGAUCAAGAAAGCGAGGCGGAAGUCCACUCAGGCUGGAGAUGACCUGAUGCGUUGUGUGGAUCUUUAUAAUCAAGCCCAAUCCAAGUGGUUUGAAGAAAUGGUGACCAGCACUCUGGAGCUGGAAAGGCUGGAGGUGGAGCGGGUGGAAAUGAUUCGGCAGCACCUUUGCCAGUACACACAGCUGCGGCACGAGACAGACAUGUUCAACCAAAGCACAAUAGAGCCUGUCGAUCAGUUACUUCAAAAAGUGGAGCCUGCCAAAGACAGGGAACUGUGGGUACAAGAACACAAAACUGGAGAUAUCAGACCUGUGGACAUGGAAAUAUAGACUGAUCUGAUUAGUGAUAUGUGAUGGGUUCGCUGGUUUAACCAGGCUAAUGGGUCCUGUAAAGGUUCAGAAGAGGUACAGGACGACAAAAAGGUUGCUCUGCUACCAGAUACCUUGUAUUUAUUGUCUGUAGGGAGUAUCUCUGUCACAUUUGAUCAUCACAUCAGUUCCCGUUGUGCUAUGCCUUAAGCUCCCAACAUUCCAGGGUUAAGAAGCCAGAUGUCUGUUCUUCCUGUCAGAAGUUUCCAGCUGCCAGGGAUGUGCUGCUGCCAGGAGAAACCGAGGCCUUUGCUUCCUGGUACAGAGAGAGCUCUGUUCUUCAGUGACUGUGCACUACACCCAUUGCAUGACUCUCUUUGUGUAGAAUGUAAGAACAGCCAUGCAGCAAGCCUCUGCCAUGGAAGCAGACUAGUGAUUUGACUAUGAUGCUGGAAGCAAGGAGCUCCUGAACAUGGAUCCCAGCACUGCCACUGCUCAGCUGGAUGGCCUUGGGCACAUCACAUAACUUUUCUGGUUCCUCCAUUUAUAAUAAGGGGCUCAUAAUACUUACCUACCUCACAGGGGUGUUGUGAGGGUACAUUGAUUUUGUAUAAUACUUUUUAGCACAACUACCUUGCUACGGUAGUAUGUCUGAGUGCAGGGAGGUACGGGCUUUUCCCCAAAGCAGUAAACAAGGCGAAAGGCUAGGAGAAAACCCCACAGAGGAAAGACACCUGUUCAAGCCCUUCCUGUUUUAUAAUCCCACUCAGAGACAUAUAGAUCCUCGAUCAUCUCCAUUUCUCUUUGAGGCUAAUAGAAAGUAAGAUUGAAAGGGACCUCUUGCACUAUCUGUUUACCAGGAAGGACUCGGUUGUGCUGUAGCUACCUCAUUAAUUGUCUGGUUGACUUAAGUGACAAAAAGAGGACACCUACCAUGGAAUAAAUUUGAUCUUCAAGUCCAUUCCUGCCUAUAUAGUGUGAUGUCUUACAGUCUCUGCUUUCUGCAGGAUCUUCUAACACUCCCUUUGGGAGGUCAUUUCCCAACCAAAUGGAUCCAAGUUUAAAUUAGCCUUUGUUUAAUUUCCUCGAAAUAACUCCUAGUUUGUAGCCUUUUGGAUGCCCAUGCACUCCAUGUCUCUCCAUCCCUUUCUCGCUUUCCUUGGUGUUUACACCCAUCAGAUGUCUGCAGAUAGUUAGCAGGUCUAUUCUAUUCUAUUCUGUUUAGGUUUUUAUACUGCACUCAUCACUAGUAUCUGAGCUCUUUCCAGCAGUGCAUUAACAAGUGCAGCUACACAUCUGUCACAUGUUGUUUGUUCUCGCAUCCUCCCCCAGAAGGAGAAACAUGCAGUGAAGUGUCUUGUUUUGGUAGUUUUUAAAAAAAUCUUAUUUAUUAAAUAUCCCUGUCUCUACAUGUUUAUAUUGGAGAAGGCAAGGUCAAAGUAAUGUGCCUUGCACUUGGAGCUUGAAAGUGGUGAGGUUAUAAUAGUCAUUACUUCCUGGGGGAGUUCAUUCCACAGUCUUGGACUGGCCCCAAAGAAAAUUCUGUCUCCUGCACAAAUAAGCUUGACUCUUUUGUUGAGUGUUCCACUGUGCCAAAAGAGCGUAGCUAACCAUGGGCUUCAUCUUGGAGCUGUACAUGGUCUUUUUGGGCCCUGACCAUGCAGUGCUUUGAAGAUAAGGACCUAGACCAUGAACUUGAUUUGAAAUUCUAUGGGAAGGUCACAGUGUAGAGCAGGAGGACAGGCUCCCGAUAGCCUGUAUUGCAAAGGGAAGACACUGCAGUGUUUUGCACUAGUUGGAGUUUCCAAACAGCUGAAGGUUUCAUGCCCAGGUAUAUCACAUUGUUGUAGUCCAGCAGUGAUAAAGGCACAAAUAACAGGCUAGGUUUUCAUCUGCCAGGAUGGGACAGAGAUUACUCACAGCUGUUGUGAUGAGAGAAGUCAACAUUAGCGAGGAAUCCAUGAGUACUUCUAGACUACAGACUGAAUUGACCAGUUGUGGAUAUGUACCUUCAACCGAAGAAGACUUCAUUGGGGCUGCAAACUCUUCAAAAUAUUUUCCUCUGCCAAAUAGAUUUUCUAAGGCACCAAGCACGUGCAUAUCUAUCUGACUUUCGGUGUAGUUGAGGGUGCCCAAUACUUUUGAAAAUCAGGCCCUUAACCUGUCCUUAUAAUGUAGCCCCUUGUCCAAUUUUGUUGCUUUUCUCUGAAUUUGUUCCUGUUUCGCACUGUCAGAACUAGGGACAGAAUGCUUACCAAUGCCAUUUGAUAUUUAUAGCUCUUCGAUGUUAUAUAGCUAUGUAAGUUUGACAUUAUCUUUGAAUUACAGUUUUUUCUUGUCUCCAGUAUUAUUCCUGUUAAACUUUGCAGUUAACCCCUUUUUGACAUUGCACAGGACUGCAAGUUCCCUUUUUUAGAUUCAGCAGAAAUCUUGGUUAUGGCUCUUUUGGUCCUGCCACUUGAUCAUCACAUUGGUAACUGGAACAGGUUUGGAGAAGGGCUAUUAGGAUGAUCAGGGGAAUGGAAAGAUGAUUUUAGAGGAAAUUAAAAGAGCUUGGCUUGUUUAGCCCAGCAAAUACCUUCACACUUUCUCCCACACCACCCAAUAUGCAUAGGAGCACCCUGUAAAAACCUGCAAUGCCUUUACACUGUCCUCCUUCAAAUGCCACCUUACAGCUCUCCUCUGCCAUCAUGCCUACAAAGCUAGUGCACCGGCAUGCUGGGACUGUAGCUUAGCACUCUGAUCAGAAUCAUCUCCCUGUUACCGUGAGUUGUUGGGCUUUCUGCUCCUUCCUUGCCUGUGAGAAAGGUGUCAACUCCUGAGGGGUGGGGGAGAGAAUUGCCUGGUUCCUGCAGCAGCCGUGAUUGGCUGCUCUUCCCCAGGAGGCAGACAAAUGGGGCCAGACAGUCAAUCAGAGAGAAAUUUUCCCUAGAUGGUGUUAAAAAUGUGUGCCCCUCAGCCACCUGUCUCACUAUUUAGAAAUGUUAUUUCCUGGAGAUACACCACUGCACAUUCUGAGCACUGGCUAGACUAGAACCCAGUUCCUCUGACUUGCCUUGCUGCUCUAAUGGGUACAUCACAUUGUGAUGACCUGCCUUUCCUGCUGUUUCUCUGAUCACUCCCCAUCCUCAUCAAUUGUUUGGUUUGAUUAUUAUUACAUUGGUUUUCUGCUUUAGUGAUGUGUCCUUCUGUUACCUUUACUGAGCACUUUAGAUGACAGGCACUGGAAAAGUCAAUAAAAUGUAAGGUAAUGUUUUCAAAAGUACAAUUUCAAAAGUACAAUUUCCAAAAGCCAAAAAACUCUGGCAUUUAGGAACCUAAGUCUUACUGCAGGUAAAUUUGAAAAUGUUGUCUAUUAGCACAAGAGUGGCUUUCUUCCAGGCCUCUUGUACUAUCCCAGUUUCCAAGCUUUAGUACAAAUUAAAAUGAAUAAUUUGGAGAACUCUUCAGCCAACUCUUUUAAAACUUUUGCAAGCAAAUGAUCAGUUUUGCAGAUUUUGUGCAACAUUUGUUUUAGUUACUGUUGAAACAGAAAGUGUUUCACCAUAAUUAUAUAAAUAAAUAACUACAUAAUCCAACUUCAUUCCAAAUGCAGGACAUAAAUAUUUAUUGAACACUUCUGCCUUUUCUGCAUCAUUACUGACUAUUUUAGUACUCCAUCUAGUAAUGAAACCUACAUCACUGGACAUAAAUAAAUUAAAAUUAUUCUAACCAUAUUGACCAUAGAUUUUUUGAUAAUACCUUUAGCUUCUCUUAUCAAUUAUCUGCAUUUCUUAACUUUAAUUUAUAUUUAUUAUUAUCAAUUUCCCCUUUUUUAUUCAUCAUUUUUUUUCCUGUUUCACAUCCCUUCUUAAGCUAGUGAAGGGUUUUAUGGGUAUUUGUUUUUGUUUGCUUUUUAACUGAACAGCCUUUUCUCAUGACUGAAGAAUUGUGGACUUUGGGACAUGUAGUAAAGCAUUCUUAAAUGAGUAACUAUUUUAAUGCAUACAUUUCUAUUUAAGUUUUUUAUUCCCAAUCAGUUUUGCUCAUAAUUAAUUUACCUUUUGGAAACUGGCCCAUUUAAAAUGCUAAGUAUAUAUACAUAUUACUAGUUGGGAUUGUAUUAUUUUUGCUCAUAAAUAUUUCAGGCAGAUCAUGAUAACUAGCACUUUUUAUGUCAGUAAUAAAUUAAUCUUCGAGUCAGAAUGAGGACAGCAAUACUUUUUUGUGUUAGAAAAUUGUCAUGUUUAAUUUAAAGAGACUCCAAAGAAGUUUUACUGUUGGAACUAGAAGAUCUCCAGUUUAUGAUUUGUGUAUUUGUUUCCACAUAAAGGACAAUUAGUGAGAAUUUCCCAGCAUUUCUCAGGAUGCUCUUUGUCACAUGCCUUGUUUUUCACCCCAGAGGUGAUAUACUGUUCUUUUAGCUAAAUCUGAAACAAAUGCAGGUAUUCUGAGCCACAUCCAUCAGCGGUGGGUCCCCAGCCUCUUGUAUCCAGCUGACUGUCAGUCUUGGGUUUUCAGUAGCCACUCUUCUCAGCUUGUUUGUCCUCUAGCUCACUAAGGGUGGAAUAUUUAUUACCAUUGUCUAGGUUGAAUGGCUUUGUAUGCUCCUCUUCAUUUCUCCCACAUUGUUCAAUCUCAUUCACAUCUUCUCCCUCCAUAGCCUCAGACACUUCCUUUCCCCUCACAACUGCAGCGUAAUCUACCCAUUUUAACUUCUUGAUGUUGUCAGCAAACUGAGCUUGUCUGAGUCCUUCACAUUCUACCACAGGAUGCAAAACAGUUUGCAUGUCACACACACGUAGCCUUUUCGGUCUUCAUACACCAGCCUGCCAUGUAUUUUUGGGCAGCCAUUUAUUGAUGUAUCUUACUUAAAACAAACCAUCUUUUUAAGGCCUAUCUUUCUCACUCUUUGAAUUCCUUCUGGAACCAACCCAUUUGCUGUUUCCAGUUCAUUGCUAGGUGGAUGUGCUAAGCCCUGGCUUUAACAAAGAAGUCAGAUCUGCCUCUUCAGUGACUGACAAGCCCCCUGCUGUUCUCACAGAUGAAGAGCUACCAAACAAGGCUGCUGAAAGAUUCCCAACCUGCUCUAAAAGCUCUCAGCUCCAUAGCCAGCAUUUCUGUGCAGCCACUCAGCGCUCAGGUUGCUGUAAGCCUGCGAGAACUCACCCUUAGGAACACUGGGUCGGUGAUUGUGACAGCCUGAGAGCUCUGGAGGCUGCAUUUUUCAAGACGAGUUAUUCUAAAAAAGUCAUGAAGUCAUGGAACAAAAUCCUAUUAAAAUAGCUGUUUUCUCCUACCAAAGUAAUUUUCUCAUAUACAACUUUGCCUGAGUGCACAUCUGGAGCAGCUUCCCUGGAACAGCUGUAACUUUGUUUGCAAUGAGCACUAGAA
Chrysemys picta bellii (western painted turtle) is the source of this 6912-nucleotide messenger RNA. RefSeq names its product growth arrest specific 7 (gene GAS7). Gene Ontology annotation, biological process: actin filament polymerization; neuron projection morphogenesis. NCBI's taxonomy places the organism in Eukaryota, Metazoa, Chordata, Testudines, Emydidae. Gene Ontology annotation, cellular component: actin filament; plasma membrane; cytoplasm. Gene Ontology annotation, molecular function: actin filament binding. The record is from RefSeq and is a predicted model, not a curated record.